This is a messenger RNA of Cuculus canorus (common cuckoo), 2587 nucleotides long. RefSeq names its product spastin (gene SPAST). Gene Ontology annotation, molecular function: microtubule severing ATPase activity; ATP hydrolysis activity; ATP binding. The transcript is spliced from 17 exons. The coding region runs from base 95 to 1873 and encodes 592 amino acids. Gene Ontology annotation, cellular component: microtubule cytoskeleton. The record is from RefSeq and is a predicted model, not a curated record. NCBI's taxonomy places the organism in Eukaryota, Metazoa, Chordata, Aves, Cuculiformes, Cuculidae.
UCCCCGCGGGGCCGAGCGAAAGGGGCGUCGCCGCGGCCGCCGCCAUGGCCGGUUGUCGUCAGUCCCCGGCCGCGGGCGACGGGCACGCCGGUGAAUGAAUUCUCCAGGCGGCAGAGGGAAAAAGAAGGGCUCAGCCGGCUCCAGCUCCGCGCCCCCGGCCGCGGGGUCCCCCCGCUCGGCGCCGGCGCCGUCCCCGCACAAGCGGAACCUUUACCUCUUCUCGUACCCGCUCUUCGCCGCCUUCGCGCUGCUCCGCUUCGUCGCCUUCCAGCUGGGGCUGCUGUUCGCCUGGCUCUGCGAGCGCCUGUCCCCGAUGGCGGCCCGGGGCGGCGGCAGGGCCGGGCCCGAGGCGGGCGGCGCGGCCGAGGCGGUGCGGGGCUGCCACAAGCGCGCCUUCGAGUGCAUCUCCAUGGCGCUGCGCAUCGACGAGGACGAGGCCGCAGGACAAAAGGAACAAGCUGUUGAAUGGUAUAAGAAAGGAAUUGAAGAACUGGAAAAAGGAAUAGCUGUCUUAGUAAUUGGUCAAGGUGAGCAGUGUGAACGGGCUCGACGUCUGCAAUCUAAAAUGAUGACAAAUUUGGCAAUGGCCAAGGAUCGCUUGCAGCUUUUAGAGAAGCUGCAGGCAGUUUUGCAAAUUUCCAAGCCGCAAAUGGAGGUCUGUAAUGACAGUACUAACCUGGCAUGCCGCAACGGACAUCUCCAGUCAGAAAGUGGAGCGGUUCCAAAAAAGAAGGAUCCCUUAACACACACAAGUAAUUCCCUUCCUCGUUCAAAAACUGUUGCAAAAACUGGAUCCACAGGCCUUUCAGGUCAUCAUAGAACACCAAGCUACAGCGGGAUAUCAGCUUCGGUGUCUAGACCAGCACCUAAUCCCACAGCUACAACUCAUAAGGCUGCUCCUAAAAACAGCAGAACAAAUAAGCCUUCUACUCCUACCCCUGCUCCUCGAAAAAAGAAAGACGCGAAGAUAUUUAGAAAUGUUGACAGUAAUCUUGCUAAUCUUAUCCUGAAUGAAAUUGUUGAUAGUGGGCCAGCUGUCAAAUUUGAUGAUAUUGCAGGGCAGGAACUGGCUAAACAAGCUUUGCAAGAAAUUGUUAUCCUUCCUUCUCUUAGACCUGAGUUAUUUACAGGACUCAGAGCUCCUGCACGUGGUUUAUUGUUGUUUGGCCCACCAGGAAAUGGGAAGACAAUGUUGGCCAAGGCAGUUGCUGCAGAAUCAAACGCUACUUUCUUUAAUAUAAGUGCAGCGAGCCUAACUUCAAAAUACGUGGGUGAAGGGGAGAAACUGGUGCGUGCUUUAUUUGCAGUAGCCAGAGAACUUCAGCCUUCUAUAAUUUUUAUUGAUGAAGUUGAUAGCCUUCUCUGUGAAAGACGAGAAGGUGAACACGAUGCCAGUAGGCGUCUAAAAACAGAGUUUUUAAUAGAAUUUGAUGGUGUGCAGUCUUCUGGAGAGGACAGAAUACUUGUGAUGGGAGCAACAAACAGGCCACAGGAGCUUGAUGAUGCUGUUCUCAGACGAUUCACCAAACGGGUAUAUGUGUCUUUACCAAAUGAGGAAACAAGAUUGAUUUUGUUAAAAAAUCUUCUAAGCAAGCAAGGAAGUCCAUUGACCCAAAAAGAAUUGGCACAACUAGCUAGAAUGACAGAUGGAUACUCUGGAAGUGAUUUAACCGCAUUAGCAAAGGAUGCUGCACUGGGGCCUAUUCGAGAAUUAAAACCGGAACAGGUGAAGAACAUGUCUGCCAGUGAGAUGAGAAAUAUCAAACUAUCAGAUUUCACUGAGUCUUUGAAGAAGAUAAAGCGCAGUUUGAGCCCACAGACCCUGGAAGCAUAUAUUCGCUGGAACAAGGACUUUGGAGAUACCACAGUGUGAAACACUACUUGAAAUGAAACAAAGUGCUGCCUAAGGAGUAAUUGGUACAAACUACUGGAAAGCAGCCAGAGUUUACAGGACUUUACAGAUCUUUAAGUAUCUGCAUUGAAACUUGAGUUUAAGAAAAAGUUGUACAAUGUGAAAUGUGUUCAUCGAAGCCUCCUUGCCAUUUAGUGAGGGUUUACAGUCUAUAAGUAAGAGCACAAUAGGACUUGAGACAGGAUUCCUAGUAAUCCCAUUAUGGUUUGAACGAUAAUAUACGUAUUUUAUUUCAGCUAGAGGGUUCUGAUGAAGUUGAUCAUUGGAAAACCUUUUUCCUAUGUUGUGUGUAUGUGUGUUUUUUUGUUUUUAGUUUUGCCAUGACAUUGAUGUCUGGCUUUCUCCCUUAUAACUACUAACUUAAAAUUGGUGGUUUGUAAACUUUGGUUCAGGUUUUUGUUUUGGGUUUUUUUUUUUUUUAUCCUUAAUGUGCCAAAUAAAACAAUUUCCCUAUGCAGAGAGGAAGAACAGCAUUGGGGCAUUAUGGUUAUUAAAAUGUAAAAAGCAGCUGGUCUGUUAUUAUUUGUCUUUUUGUUUAGUUGUAAUGUGACUGUAUUGUUCACAAAACAGUUUUGAAGACCUUUGAUAGCAGAACAGCAAAAAACCCCAACCCUAUAAAACCAAUUCCAACUGUCUUUUAAAAAAAUAAAUUACUAAAUAAAAAAAAUAAACUAA